Messenger RNA from Gaeumannomyces tritici R3-111a-1, 1603 nucleotides. Its product is annotated as sporulation protein SPS19. The transcript has 4 exons. Gene Ontology annotation, molecular function: 2,4-dienoyl-CoA reductase (NADPH) activity. Gene Ontology annotation, biological process: fatty acid catabolic process. Bases 237 to 1193 code for a protein of 318 amino acids. Lineage: Eukaryota; Fungi; Ascomycota; Sordariomycetes; Magnaporthales; Magnaporthaceae. The record is from RefSeq and is a predicted model, not a curated record.
UGUCAAUCCUAUAAAAGAAGUCUUGAUGCGCCAACCAAUUCUCGGGGAGCAGAACAAGGGCAUCUCCCAAUCUUGUAACAACCCGCCAGCCGGUUCGUUGCAUCCGAAUUUAGCUACGAGUCCAGAUCUCUGGGCGACGAGAUUCCUACAAGAUUCCUAGUUCUCAAAUCAGCGCUCACCUCACCUCACCUCACCAACACACCAGACCCUCCCACUCGAUUCUGCCUCGACUUAAAAUGGCCACCCCCAACCCAGACUUUCUCAGUAAUGUCUGGAAGGAGGGCAUAUUCAACAACCGCGUUGCAUUCGUGACAGGCGGUGCCGGCGAUAUUUGCGGCGCUCAGACAAAGGCGCUUGUGUACCUGGGCGCCGAUGCCUGCAUUAUCGGCCGCAAUGUCGAGAAGACGGAGAGGGCGGCCAAGGAGAUCGCCAAGGUCCGCAAAGGCGCAAAAGUCAUGGGCAUUGGAGCCGUCGAUGUCCGCAAUUUUGACGACCUGAAACGCGCCGCCGACCGCUGCGCCGCCGAGUUGGGGGCCAUUGACUUUGUCAUCGCCGGAGCUGCGGGCAACUUCGUGGCGCCCAUCUCGGGCCUCAGCCCCAACGGCUUCAAGUCGGUCAUCGGCAUCGACACCAUCGGCACCUUCAACACAAUCAAGGCGACGAUGCCGCACCUGACGGCGUCGGCGGGGCGCAACCCUAACCCGAGCCCGACGUGCCAGACGGGCGGGCGCAUCCUGUACGUCUCGGCCACGUUCCAUUACACGGGCCUGCCGUUCCAGGCGCACGUGUCGGCGGCCAAGGCCGGUGUCGACUCGCUCAUGGCGUCGGUGGCGCUCGAGUACGGCCCGCUAGGCGUGACGAGCAACUGCAUCGCUCCCGGUGCCAUCGAGGGCACUGAGGGCAUGCAGCGGCUCUCGAGCGCCGCCGUCGGCGCCAGGGAGCGCUCCGAGGGCAUACCGUCGGGCCGCUGGGGCACCAUGCGCGACAUCGCCGACGCCACCGUCUUUUUGUUCAGCGAGGCCGGCAACUACGUCAACGGCCACGUGCUCGUCGUCGACGGUGCCGCCUGGAGGAGGCAGUCGGGCUCCAUGGGCGUCGGCCUGGACCCCGGUGCCAAGUACCCGGACUUUAUUCUCAGCGGCGAGGUCUCGCGCCACGUCAAAUCGGGCAAGAAGGAGAAGGCGAAGCUGUGAGGUGCUAUGGGAUUUUACAGUUGUAAUGGGCGUUUGGGCGCAGGAGCAUGUCUCGCUUACCGUGUAGAUAUUUCGUAGUGAGCAGUUGGUCAGCCUUGGGGGCUACUUGCGGUUGCAGCCUUGUUAGACUUGGUUUAUCAUUGGCUUCCAACCUUGAAGCCGCACCAACCGGCCGGAAGUGCAGCCCGCCGUCCAGCUCGCUUCUGGAGCCGGCCAGCUCCCACUUUGGGUAGCAGCCGCUCCGCUCGCCCCCCGCUCCGGCGUCGCUAGAGAGUGGUCUGGAUGUGGUUCUUUUGGGGAGCCCGCCGGCGCCUGCAUGCCCACCAAGAUAGCCUGAUGUGAUAUUGACUAACCACGAUAACCAUGGGCGCGUCAUUUUAUUUAACGGCAGGCCGGUGUGCCCCUCCUCG